Oncorhynchus gorbuscha (pink salmon) is the source of this 1466-nucleotide messenger RNA. RefSeq names its product protein mono-ADP-ribosyltransferase PARP16-like. The record is from RefSeq and is a predicted model, not a curated record. The coding region runs from base 338 to 1414 and encodes 358 amino acids. Gene Ontology annotation, biological process: endoplasmic reticulum unfolded protein response. Gene Ontology annotation, molecular function: NAD+ poly-ADP-ribosyltransferase activity; kinase binding; protein serine/threonine kinase activator activity. The transcript is spliced from 7 exons. Lineage: Eukaryota; Metazoa; Chordata; Actinopteri; Salmoniformes; Salmonidae. Gene Ontology annotation, cellular component: intracellular anatomical structure; membrane; nuclear envelope.
UGGAGAUAAGCCUUUUUUUCUAUUGAGGUCUAUAAGAGGUCUAUAAGGCUUAAUUGAUCGAAUAGAAGUUUCGCAAUGUUUAGUCUGUUAAAAUGUACUGAUUGGAUGCACGUGGAAUUCUGACAACUUUGAGAAAAACGACUUGGUUUUUGCCUGUUGUUCACACGCGUAUCUGCCCUCUCAUCGGCUAGAAUUGUCCCAGCUGGUCGCGCCUGCCUUCGAUCACUGAACACAUUUCCAUUGUUAGAGCGGUCACUCAGCUAUCUUGUCAAUAUAUUACAUUAUCUUCGUUACCAGUCGAACCAGCGGUUGGUAACGGGCUCACUCAGUGUUGGAAAUGCAGCCGCCACUCCCACCAGAUGAAGUCAGGGAGCUGGUGUGUUCCUGUCUUCACAGGGACCCAGUAGCUGCUGACCUGAGAUGCAGCCUGUUUGUUGCUGCUGCUCAGAGCUACAAGAGGGACUCACUGCUCAGACCCUACCCCCCCAGAUACAUCAGAGACACUGACACCAAGGAGUUUGAUGAGCUGCUGUCAGAUGUGAGCAGUUUGCCUGGUGUGAGGGAGCUGGUGAGAUUGAGACCUGGCAAAGCUGACCAUCAUCUGGCCCUCACUCACUGGGUUCUCUUCUCCAAGAGCUUCGCUGUGAAGACACUACAGAAAGACGAGUAUGUCAAGCUCUGUAACCUGACAGAGGCUGAGGGGAUCUCUACGCCGGUCCCAGACUUUCUGUUUGAGCUAGAGUACUGCGACCAGAUGAACGUUAAGUUCGAGAAGACGCGGGCGGGACGCGACCUCUUCUAUGCAUUCCACGGCAGCCGACUGGAGAACUUCCAUUCUAUCAUACACAACGGACUACACUGCCACCUCAACAAGACAUCAUUGUUCGGAGAGGGCACCUACCUCACCAGUGACCUCAGCAUGGCGGUCCUCUACAGUCCCCAUGGCAACGGUUGGCGCGACAGCCUCCUGGGACCGUUGCUAAGCUGUGUCGCCAUGUGUGAGGUCAUUGACCACCCAGACGUCAAGUGCCAGGUAAAGAGGAAAGAUUCGGAGACCAUUGACCGGCAGCGAUCCAGAGCCAGGAACAGUGAAGGAGGAGAGGUCCCUCAGAAGUACUUUGUGGUCACCAACAAUCAGCUGCUCCGAGUCAAAUACCUGCUAGUGUACUCUCAGAGAAGACACCUUUCCAGGUUAGUACCUGCUAGUGUACUCUCAGAGAAGACACCUUUCCAGACAUUCCCAGGGCAGGUCAUGGCUGGUCAGACAUCACUUUGCCAUUAUGAUGAGUCUCUACCUACUGCUUCUCAUCUUCAUCGGUACCUUCAACUCCACCACAUUCCUCUCCUUCUGGAACCGGCUAUUCCGGUGACGUCAUGGUGCUUUUCCACUUCAGCCCAAGAUGGUCCAGCCUGAGGCUUCCUAUGGGCUUAAACCCUGGUGUUUUACUAUGGAAAUAGUUUCCUUU